UUAUGUAAUUGUGUUGCUUGGAUGUGUGUCUGAGGGGAAGGAAGUUAAAGCAAUUCUUUCUUCUAUUCACUCUUUUCUAGCAAGAGGAGCACCAAGGUCUGCAGCAGGAAAUCAUCAAAAUCCCAAGAAUGAAGAUUGCAGUUAUCGGUCAGAGUCUCUUCGGCCAGGAGGUUUACAAGGAGCUGAGGAAGGAUGGCCACACCAUCGUUGGGGUUUUCACUAUUCCUGACAAGGACAGCAAGGCUGACCCACUGGCCACAGAGGCAGAGAAGGAUGGUGUCCCUGUUUUUAAGUUCCCCAGGUGGCGAGUGAAGGGUCAAGCCAUCCUAGAGGUGGUGGACCAGUACAAGGCUACAGGAGCAGAACUUAAUGUUCUGCCCUUCUGCUCCCAGUUUAUCCCCAUGGAGGUCAUUGACCACCCCAAACAUGGCUCUAUCAUCUACCACCCCUCCCUGCUGCCUCGUCACAGGGGAGCCUCAGCAAUCAAUUGGACCCUUAUUCAAGGAGACAAGAAGGGAGGUUUCACAGUGUUCUGGGCUGAUGAUGGACUUGACACUGGACCAAUUCUACUGCAGAGAGAGUGUGAUGUUGAACCUAAUGACACAGUCAACACAAUCUACAAGAGAUUUCUCUUCCCAGAGGGCAUCAAAGGCAUGGUAGAAGCUGUGACGCUGAUUACUGAAGGGAAGGCCCCAAAGAUAACACAGCCUCAGGAGGGCGCCACCUAUGAGUGCAUUCAGAAGAAAGAAAAUGCUAAGAUUGACUGGAACCAGCCAGCUAAGGCCAUCCACAACUGGAUUAGAGGGAAUGACAAAGUGCCUGGGGCCUGGGCAGAAGUUGAUGGACAGGAGGUGACUUUCUUUGGUUCCACUCUGGUGGAUAACGGAACUGUAGCCAAUGGCCAGCCCCUGGAGAUUCCUGGAGCCUGUCAGCCUGGCAUAGUCACUAAGACUGGGCUGCAGCUGUUUGGAAACGACGGCAAGAUGCUGCUGGUAAAGAAUCUGCAGUUUAAGGAUGGCAAGAUGAUUCCUGCAGCACAGUACUUCCUCUCUGGUAGCAGUGCAGCUGUGGAGCUCUCUGAGGAAGAGAAAAGUUUUGCUGAACAGAUGAGGGGCGUAUGGAAGACUAUCCUGACGAAUGUAAGCCUGAUUGAAGAUUCCACAGAUUUCUUCAAGUCUGGUGCUGCGUCAAUGGACGUGGUCAGGCUUGUUGAGGAAGUGAAGCUUCGCACCAGCAGCUGCCAGUUGCAGAACGAGGAUGUCUACAUGAACACCACCUUCCAGGAUUUCAUCCAGAUGUGUGUCAGGAAGCUCCGGGGGGAGGAUGGGGAACAGGAGCUUGUAGUUGACUAUGUGGAAAAGAACAUAAACAACAUGGUUAUAAAGAUGCCCCACCAGCUGUUCAUCAAUGGAGAGUUUGUUGAUGCAGAGGGAGGAAAGACCUACAAGACCAUCAACCCCACUGAUGGCACAGACAUCUGUGAAGUGUCUCUGGCCCAGAUUAGUGAUGUGGACAAGGCAGUGACUGCUGCUAAGGAGGCAUUUGAAGAGGGGGAAUGGGGCAAGAUGAACCCAAGAGACAGAGGCAGGCUCAUCUACAAACUGGCGGAGGUGAUGGAGGAGCACCAGGAGGAGUUAGCUACUAUUGAAGCCAUCGACUCUGGGGCCGUUUACACUUUGGCCCUCAAGACUCACGUGGGCAUGUCAAUCCAGACAUUCCGAUAUUUUGCUGGCUGGUGUGACAAGAUCCAAGGUAGCACCAUCCCCAUCAACCAGGCCAGACCCAAUCGCAACCUGACUUUUACCAAGAAGGAGCCAAUCGGAGUGUGUGCCAUUGUGAUUCCCUGGAACUAUCCACUGAUGAUGCUGGCCUGGAAGACAGCUGCCUGCCUGGCAGCAGGAAACACUGUAGUCCUCAAACCAGCUCAGGUCACUCCACUUACAGCACUAAAGUUUGCUGAACUGGCAGCGAGAGCAGGACUGCCCAAAGGGGUGAUUAACAUUCUGCCUGGAUCAGGUGCUCUGGUGGGGCAGCAUUUGUCUGACCAUCCUGUUGUACGAAAACUGGGCUUCACAGGUUCUACAGAAAUUGGUAAACACAUCAUGAAGAGCUGUGCAGUCAGUAACGUAAAGAAAGUUUCGUUGGAGCUCGGGGGAAAAUCCCCUCUCAUCAUCUUCAGUGACUGUGACAUGGACAAGGCUGUGCGCAUGGGCAUGUGCUCAGUGUUCUUCAACAAAGGAGAAAACUGCAUUGCUGCUGGUCGGCUGUUUGUGGAGGAAACCAUUCAUGACCAAUUUGUGAAAAAAGUGGUUGAGAAGGUUAAGAAGAUGAAGAUUGGUGAUCCCUUGGACCGCUCCACAGACCACGGCCCUCAGAAUCAUAAAGCCCAUUUAGACAAACUUUUGGAGUACUGUCAGAUGGGCGUGAAGGAGGGAGCCACCCUCAUCUGUGGUGGUAAACAAGUACAGCGACCAGGUUUUUUCUUUGAACCCACAGUGUUUGCUGAUGUCCAAGACCACAUGUACAUCGCUAAAGAAGAGUCAUUUGGUCCUAUCAUGAUCGUUUCCAAGUUCAGGAGUGGUGAGGUGGAUGAUGUCCUCAGGAGAGCUAAUGAUACAGAGUAUGGGUUGGCUUCAGGUGUGUUCACACGUGACAUCAGCAAAGCUAUGUACGUGAGCGAGAGGCUUAACGCUGGCACUGUUUUUGUCAACACCUACAACAAAACUGAUGUGGCCGCACCUUUUGGAGGCUUCAAACAGUCUGGAUUUGGCAAAGACCUCGGUCAGGAGGCCCUCAAUGAAUACCUGAAGACAAAAGCAGUGACUAUCGAAUAUUAAUGAACUCCCAGCAGAGGGCAGUAUCUCAGGAAGACAGGAAGACGUGGGUGGAUGAUGUGUAUAGAUGCAGACAUAAUGAUGCUGACUAUAAUUCUGAUUGUGACUCAACUUGCAGUAAUUUUUCUAAUUCCUUAUUCUCUCCUUUGCAACUGAGCCAUUAUGUAAGCUGCAAGAGAUUUGGUCCUGAACUGUCCAGAUAAACACUGCAGUCACUGUGCAUUUCACUCAGGAGGCGUAUCAACAAGAUCUUGUUUAGAUAUAACAACUUCAUUUGUUUUAAUGUUGCUUUCAUUAGCCUAGAAACAUUAGAAAGUUAAUGUUCCCAACAAAUCUUGAUUAUUAAUAAAAACUUUUAAACAGCC
Messenger RNA from Girardinichthys multiradiatus, 3199 nucleotides. RefSeq names its product aldehyde dehydrogenase 1 family, member L1 (gene aldh1l1). Gene Ontology annotation, biological process: biosynthetic process; one-carbon metabolic process; 10-formyltetrahydrofolate catabolic process. The transcript is spliced from 23 exons. Gene Ontology annotation, cellular component: cytoplasm. The coding region runs from base 129 to 2837 and encodes 902 amino acids. NCBI's taxonomy places the organism in Eukaryota, Metazoa, Chordata, Actinopteri, Cyprinodontiformes, Goodeidae. Gene Ontology annotation, molecular function: formyltetrahydrofolate dehydrogenase activity; aldehyde dehydrogenase (NAD+) activity. The record is from RefSeq and is a predicted model, not a curated record.